Molecule: messenger RNA, 480 nt
Organism: Linum trigynum
Lineage: Eukaryota; Viridiplantae; Streptophyta; Magnoliopsida; Malpighiales; Linaceae
Source: the annotation of a GenBank genome assembly
AUGGAUAGAGCGGCGGCGACCAUGGAAGUGGGGCUAACUCUGGAGGAGGGGAGGAGUCUCAACAAAGGGGGGAGGCAAAGGGCAUCGGUGGAGACUUCUUUGUCUCUUGGGCAAACAAAGCAGCAAAGGGCAGCCCAGUACCCAAGCCAAGCCGGCCCAGUUGAUGCUGCAGAUUAUCAGCACUUCAACGAGGCAGGAGAAGAAAACGUAGGCCAGAAAAAGAAAAAGAGGAAGGGAAUGGGCCUGGCAAGUGGAGGGAGGUCCACGGCCGAUUUGAUUGGAGAAGAGGAUUAUUUUGUUGGGCCAGCAGGUUCUUUUGAGAUGAGAGGACAAGGAGAGGCCACUAGAAAGAAGAAUAAAAAAUUCAUGCCUCAGCAUCCUAACAGCUCAAAGGGGAUUAAUUUAGAAAUUGAUCCAGAGGGGAAGGGAAAGAAGAAUAAGGCAGUGGUGUUUCGACAGAAGCCACCUCUUCAGGAAUGA